AUGGAUAUGUUCAGUUUGAACAACUCCUUAAGUGACAGACCUGAGGCACCCAACCAAUACACGACUCAACUGUCAAUGUCUUUGCUGCUGCACGAGGACAAGCUGCAUUCAUCAAAUGCACCUGUCAUGCCGACAGGGUCUGCUACGAUAUUCCCGCAUCAGCAAUCCCUGUCAACAUUUACCGACGCUUCAACGUUGACCCAUUCCCGUGAUGAAACGCUACAAGCCAUCCUUUCUGACAUGCUCAAGCUUGACGCGUUCAAUCUAAACACUUUUCUAUUAUCGCUACUUCGUCGAGUUGACAAAUCGUUACCUUUGGACGAGUUUUAUAACGUGCUUUACAACCCAAAAUCUGACAAUGGUGCCCUUCAAUCUGCGAUAAAUAAAAUCGAUAAAACUGAAACUAGUGACGAUCUGGAGAGCGGCAUGGAGAUUAUUCAACGUGUGCUUGAAGUUUUUCGAUUUCCGGAGACUUUGUACAACCAAUAUCCGUCCUUGGACGGGUCAGACUUAAAAGCGUCUAACGUGAAUCUUCACGAGCUUCUUCGAUCCCUAUUGGCUAUCAAAAUCUUGCGUCAUUCCUUAAUCGAAACGGAGGAUGGAGACAGACAUUCGGAGCGUUCACCCAUCCCAAGACUUGACAUUUACAAAGUAUACUAUAUACUCUGCCAGAAGCUCAUACUAAAGUACCCGUCAUCAUCAAAUACAACCAGCCUACAACAAAAGCUCAUAUUUGGACAAUCGAAAUUGGGGAAGCUUAUAAAGCUAGUGUACCCGAAUCUUGUCUCAAAAAGAUUGGGCCGUCGCGGCGAAUCACGAUACAACUAUUUGGGUAUUCGUUGGAAUGACAACGUUGUAAGCGAUGAGAUAAAGGCUUUGUUCAGAAACGACUUGCCCGAGCUUGCAGACAUAUUCAAAGUUCUGAAGAAGCAAGUCCACGCUACGCCGACAACAAUCAUCGAGUCGACCCUCCAGAACAAAAGAAACAGAAGCAUUAGUCAAACAGAAAUGAUAAACCGAAUUAAAGCUCAAGGAACUUUUGUGGAACCAACUCAUUUCUUUCCCGAGGGGCCCUUUACUCUGAAAGCCUUUCUUGAUGAACAUUUAAAUGAUAACAUCGAAAGGAACUGGUUUGCUGCAGCCCUUAAGCUUUCUUCGGAUGCAUUGGAAGAAUCUGGAGUCUCAUCCGAUGAAAUACACAGGCUCCUUUUUGGCGAAGAUGAGCCUUUAACGGAAGAGGAUGAUAUCUUACUUCGAGGAAUAAUAGACAUUGUCUUACCCAAGUUAUCAGCAUCUCCAAACCAGCCCAAGAUAUUUCUUCAUCUAUUCAUGGUGAUAUCACUCAAGGUUUUUCCUCACCUCCUACUGUUACGAAAGCCACUUCACACUGAAAAUAUCAAAAGACUUACCAGCAAAGUUUCAUACCUCAUCAAGCGAAUUGAAGGUGAGAUGAGCCCACUAGUGAGUCAAAAGAUGCAGCAACAUGAUAUAAGGAACUUCUUGGGGAUCCUUUCCAGGAUGAUUCACUUAAACCAGUUGUUAGCAGCAUUUUUCAAAGCUGAUCUUCAAGACUACAUCUUGAAGGAAAUGCAAGAGGAUGUCACACGUGUAGCUACCGAGGGCCUGAAGGACGGCCUCAAUGAGACUUACAGGUUGAUCUCGGAAGCUUGCAUCAGCGUGCUUCUUGCUAAUCGAUACAAGCCACAGUUUCGAGGCGUUCCCGUGAAGAGCAAUAUUAGACAGUUUCUCUUCGAGUCUUGUCAUACUAUAGAACAAAUGGUGAGCCAUGAUUUAGCACUGUUUGUCACAAACGUUAUGGAGGGUUGGUUACCACAAACUGAGGAGAGCUUUCAUGGUGCUUUAAAAUUUAGGCUACUACUAGCGACUCUCAAGCUCGUUGACGAGGGCCAAGACAAGACCAUACUCGAACUCAUCCUGAAAAGGAACCGUCUUGAUAGGAAGAUCAAUGAGAUGCUUAAUGAAGCAGCUGAACAAACGGACCCAAGAAAAAUUAUAGAUCUCGAUGAAGCCAAGAGUUUUGUCAAUCGUUAUCUCCUAAGGCAGAAGGAAAAGUCACAGCAGAUAUCGUCUUUGAUCGACAAGCAUAAAAGAUUUCAACAGGAUGCGGCUCAACAGAAAAAAGUGAUACUCGAAGACCACGAGAAAUUAUCACCCAAAAAGAUCUCAGGGUUAACCAAGCUAAGCCAGCUCAAUUCUCUGGAGAAAAGCAGGCUUGACGAGGAGCUAAAGAAGAGGCUUCAGAGCCAUUAUGAAAUGGUCGCUGACCGUCAACGCCAAUUAAGUCAAGAAUCUGAUGCCAUGCUUCACGAACUUGGUGUGCCGUGA
Messenger RNA from Candidozyma duobushaemuli, 2346 nucleotides. RefSeq names its product Rfx2p (gene RFX2). NCBI's taxonomy places the organism in Eukaryota, Fungi, Ascomycota, Pichiomycetes, Serinales, Metschnikowiaceae. The record is from RefSeq and is a predicted model, not a curated record. The transcript is spliced from 4 exons. Gene Ontology annotation, biological process: regulation of DNA-templated transcription. The coding region runs from base 1 to 2346 and encodes 781 amino acids. Gene Ontology annotation, molecular function: DNA binding.